UCGCACUUUCCUACCGAAUUUUUCUACAACGGAAUCGUUUCCGAACAUCGCGAGACGGCUGUACCACCUACACAACAACACCUCAUUCCCACCGACAUCUCAAGCACUCAAAAUGGAGAGGGUCCCCAUUCAUCGCCCCGACCUCGACACUCAAAGCAGCCGCCUCUCCCAAUUCUACGCUCAAUUCGGACCAUCAGACGACGAGGACGAGUUCUGGGGAUUUCAUUGCGAAGAACUCGGACUGAAGCCUUACAGACGUGUCGAGGCGUCGGAGAGCAAAGCAGCUGCGGGAACGUCACGUUUCGGGCGACGUUUGGUGUUGAGGCGGCCGGAGGCGAGUGUGGGGUGGAGUGCGGAGCAGCAGAAGGCGCGAGAAGAGCGUGAGAGAGAUGAUGAGAGAAAACGAGGGAAUGAAGAGAAGGAGAGAGGUGGAGGAGGUGGAGAGAGGAGGAUGGUGGUGUGUCGCAAGGAAGAAAAAAAACCGAAGACGAGUACAAAGAAAAUCAAAACACUUACGCCUCUCUGCAGCAGCAGCAGCAGCAAUACAGACAAAGUCACGACUUCAUCUGCAUCACAACGAAGCAACGAACAGCAACAGAGUGUGACCAAUGUCAAGUUAUGUAUCACGAAGGUGGCCACCGAACACGAGCGAGUAACUCAGACACGAACCGGACGGACGGUGAAGUCACCGUUGUGGAUGAAAGAUCACUUUCCGAGGCCUCUGUCUGUGUCUGCUAGCAAGUGUUUGAUGGUGCCGACGUCGUUGACGUCAAACUCUGCACACGUUGUGAAGGUUUCGCAAUCUUCUUUGGUGCUGGGUGCUGUGAAACGGAAAUUUGUUAAGAAACGGGAGAGAGAGAAGGGUUGUGAUGUGAAGGGUUUGAGUAGGACGAAGUAUUGUGGUGCUGGUUUGGUGGAAGAAGGAACGGUGGAGGAGUGUAGUGUGAAAACGAGUGGAUCUCUCGAUGAGAGCAUGUCUCCUGGUGUUGCUAAAGUAAAACAAGCAUCUUUGUCAAAACAUGAGAAAUCGGUAAAAGUUCGUCGUCCAUCACUCAUUAUCUCUAAACUUUCACCUGAAAAGCAGAAUAACUUUUCCAAGUAUCAACAACCAUCGUUGCUUCAUCCGGAGGUGCAAACCAGGCCAAGGCUUCGAGCAUCUAGGUGUCACAGAUGCAAGGGAUGCUUGAGAAGUACCGACUGUGCAAAGUGCAUUAAUUGCUUAGAUAAACGUCGUUUUGGUGGUCCAAAUGUAAGGAGACAAUGCUGUGUUUUUCGCAAGUGUGUAAAUCUGGUUCGAGAUAUACCACUGAAAUCUGCACCGAGAAAGCCACAAUCUCAUAAAAAGAAAAAAAUACGCACAACAGCGUUACCAUAUUUAAGUGAUUCAGACGACAGCGGACAUUUCAACUCCAUCAUAUCUCACCCAAAGAGACAGCCAAAAGAAACAGAAACGUCACCAAACGAUUACAACGUAAUCACCCACACAUGUGAAGACACAAUCAACGAUUUAUUACCAGAACGCGAAGCACGUCCCAAACGGAAGGCGGCACUCAAUCCUCGCUUUCGAAUCUUUUCAUACAAAUCAGAGGGUAUAGACUGGAAACAAGAUAAUGAUUUGAUAUCAAUGAGGGAGCAUGAUAAUAGCAUGAACGUUCGAUGUGAAUCAAAUGUGGUGAACAUGAACUAUGGUGACGACGACCAGGUGUUGACAGGUGACAUGGUGAUUGGUCAGAUGGUCAAGAGUCAAAAGAUGGAAAAAGUUUGGAAGGCGAGGAGGAAUGUUUGUUUUCGUAAUGCGGGCGUGAAGCUGCUGUUUAAGUCACGAGUGAGUGAGAGCGAAGCUUGGAGACACGGAUAUUGCGUGCCAAUGUUGGAGUCAUUGCUGUAUACUGGACCGUUGUGUUACUUGUGUGGAAGCGCCGGAGUUGGCGAGCUAGUGUAUUGUAUGGCGUGCAACGAGCCGUUUCAUCCGUACUGUUGCGAUUACGCUCCAACUGAUCACGGUCAAUGGUAUUGCAGUAAUUGCAUUGUAUGUGACAUCUGCUUGACGAUGGACAAUUUACUGGAGUGUGAUCAAUGCCAUCGUCAUUAUCAUGAAUGUUGUCUGAGUCGUGACCAUCCGCUCGGCACAGACGACGAUGAAGUCUGGAAAUGUAGCAGAUGUGUGAAAUGUGUCAGUUGUGGCUCCGUAAAAGCAGGCCAGUAUGAUGGUGCUCGUUGGCAUGACAACUUUACAUUGUGUGAAGAGUGCUCAUCUCUGAAAGAGAAGGGCAACGUAUGUCCUAUCUGUGGAAAGUGUUAUCAAGAUUUCGACUUUGAUUCUAAAAUGAUUCAGUGUGCAUUGUGUGAGAUGUGGAUACAUGCUGCGUGUGCAAACGUUUCUGAUGACGAAUACAAUGCACUCAGUCUUCUACCAGAUUCAGUCGCAGAGUUUGAAUGUCAGGUUUGCUGUCCUGUUGGCAUUCCCCGUUGGAAAUCAGCCAUCACCGACGACUUGAAUAACGCAAUGCAAAAGAUUUGCUUGGCUUUGCAGUCUCAGUUGAAUAGCGACAUUCCAAUGGAGGUGAAGUCGCUCGUUGAUAGCAUUGAGAUGGGACAGUACUCAAGUGCACCGACUUUGUUUGCUCACAACGUCCUCCUCAGUCUCAAACCAUUUACUGAUGGCCUCGAAAACAUUGAGUUAUCUCGUCAUCUUGCUGCCGUUUCAUUCAAAGAUUCUCUCUGCAACUAUAUGUCAAAGUUGUUUCCAUGGUUUUCACUUGCCGGUACUUUGAACUUUGAACCAGUAACACAUGCAAUGAAGAAGAACAAGAACGCGAUGAAUGACACACUUACAGCCACCCCUUACCCAUCGUAUGACCACAGCUAUUCAAAGACGUCAGUCCCCAACACGUCACCAAUGCCUAAUAAACCAACUGCUCUAGCUGGUCAACGAGACGUCCCAUGCUGUGAUAGGAGGCAGUGUGUGCUCUGUCUGGAAAUUGGAGAUAAGAAGCCGACCGAAGCUGGACGGAUGGUUUGUGUGGCUUUGGACGAGUGGGCUCAUGUGAAUUGUUGUCUGUGGUCGGCUGAGGUUUUUGAGAGGCAAGAUGGUCGACUUCAACAUCUUGACAAAGCGAUUGCACGUGGCAGACAAUUGAAAUGCGAUAAUUGUGGCAAACCUGGUGCUACGAUCGGCUGUUGUGAUCAUCGUUGUAGAUUGUCGUAUCACUUUAUGUGUGCGAGGGAUGCUGGUUGUCUUCUUCUCAACAACAAACAAGUGUUUUGUCCUACUCACAUAUCCUCAACGGAACAGUUGGCACAAGAGAGGCUACACGUAGAUCGUCGUGUGUACGUUGAUCUCACUAAAUCUCGACCAUCACGGCAAAAGCUCGAAACAUUAAGCCAUCAGUCACUCAAACUAAGAAUCGGUAGUAUGUUGGUGACUGCAUUUGGUAAAUUGGUUGAAGGGUCGGACACAGCGAAGACACUCUUACCAGCUGCAUUCAAGAGCACACGAAUGUUUUGGAGUACACUGGAUGUCAGCAGAUGCUGCCAAUACACAUGCACAGUCGUGAUCCAAGGAGACACGUCAGUAGACAACACAGAACAAGAGAUAUCAGACAACUCCUCAACACUAACAACCUCAUCACUCGCCAGCUCUCCCAUAAACGUUACCAAAGCGUCACCAUCAAUGCCUGAAUUCAGCGACCACAAUUUGUCUCUCACACCAUCCACGAUGACCAACUCACCACCCAAACUAUCAACCAAUCAAACGCUUGGGCAUUCAGCACCAACGAUUUUGAAGGCACGGAGAGAGCUGAUUGCAGGUAGUAAAGCAAGAACACUAAGUGUUUCGUCCUUUGGUCAUAAAUCUAAGAGCGACGUCAGUUAUGAUGUGGCAUCGAAACCAAACGUUAUUGCUAUCAACAUGUUUCCUCAAAAUGAAGGAAAGAACGACCCAAAGACGAUCCCGGGUGUUGCUGUGACGCAGGGCGGUGUGAGUCCUCGUGUGGUUCGCGUUGUUGUGGUGCCUGCGUGGCCGGGUAUGUACCAAAUGAUGUCAACACAGAAACAUAUAGCUGUUGGAGAAUUGAUACCAAUAUCUCAACCUACGUAUUUGCCUCGUCUUUUGCCCAAACCCCUAACUCCCAGCACAACAUCUAGCGUCACUUCCGGUGGUACGUCUGGCAUCACUUCCAAUAGUAACUCUUUGGUCACUUCCGGUGGUACUUCCGGCACCACUUCCGGUAUUACUUCCGGGGUGUCUUCAAGCAUAGGGUUGAGUGUUGCUUCUGGUGUUGCACCAAAAGUCAAGGGAGCAUCACUACAAGCCCCUCGUGUUUCGUCUUCAGCGAUAUCAACCGGUUGGGUUAUAUCACAUUCUUCUCCUUGUUCUGUUGGCGUCGAUUUGCAGCUGUCAAAACACAUGGAAGCACAGCAGUCGGAAGCAAGGAAGACCAUUCAAAUGACACAGCAGAAAUUUCUGAGGCACAAUUUGCUACAAAAUUCGUCGAUUUCUACUGCAAGUUCGUCAUCACUGUUGUCUAGUGCUUCAUCUGUGUCAAGCAUCGCUGGAUUUGUGUCACAACCAUUAGCCGUUUUGACGUUAUCGUCUUUGCCUUUUCAAGUAACAACCGUGUGCACCAACCAGCCGAUCACUUGUUUAGUGCCGACGACAAAAGAAGGUGCCGGCACUCGGGAAACGAAUGCAUGUGUGGGCAUGGCCGAUUUGACUCGAACGACUCAAAUUUUGAAGUCACCAGUUAUGUCCGAUUGUUUGUACGAUAGCAAGUUGUCUGGCAAACUAGCGGACGUAACCAAGACAAAGAAGUUACAUUCGAUUUGCGACCUGCUUGCUCUUCGUUCGGGCGUGAAUUGCGUGCCUCACGAAUCUAUGACCAAAAUUGAGACAAUAGACACAUUGAAAUCAACAAAUCAGUCGCCUCAUGCCGGACAUCAGUUGAAUGCCACGGAAACAUCGUGUGCAGUUUCCGGUGAUAUUGCGACUUGUUGUAGCUCAAUAUCGAGUGUAAUACCCAAUCACAUGACGGCAUCGUCCGGCUCUACGGUUGAGGGACAAACGGCUUCGAUUGGGACUCUGUGCAACUCGUCGUUGGUGCGAGAAAAUGCGUCACCACAGAGUCAUCAUGGAGUUGUCCCUUCGUCAGAGGCCGGUGAUAAAAUUGUGACGUCACAGACGGGAAGUACACGCGUGGGCGUGGCUGCAACGUCUACGUUAUUGGUGUAUCCUAUGGCAAGCAACACGUCAGCGUCUGCGUCCACUCGGGUGGCUCCACAGGCUUUGGCUGAUGUAGAAGUAAGCAGUCCAGGAACGUCGCUGAUUUCGGUGUCUCAGUCUGGUGUGUUACCGGAUAGUCGAGCGACGACAACUCAAACGAUUACAUCAAGUGUGGGUGGCCUGGUUGGCAUGGUAACACCUCUAUCGACGUCUAGUGUCUCGCUCAAUUCGUUUGGUCAUCAUUUGUUUCACUCGCCUCGAUCUCUGCUGCAUCAUCCGACCGUUUCAUUGUCUGCGAGUGAUAAAACCACGUCGUCGCUGACGUCGUCGUCUUCUCGAUCAGCUGGCAACACGUCGAGAUGUGUCGAUCACUCGAAUUACUGUAAACGAAUGUCUCGUAAUGUGGGCGUGGUUAGAUCAUUGGUUAACGAUUCGUCGCUUCCUGUCGUCUCAGAUCUUCUAGUUCGUUGUCCGUUGGUACAAGCCCUCCCUCACUCUCCACCUCUAGCACCAGCGGGUGUACCCAACAUACUACGUCAUGCGUCUUCAUCCGAACGAGGCUUCAACAAACCUUCACGUCAACGAGGGACGACUCGGGAGGUGAACGACUCACAAUACGAUCAACAGUCAUCGAUAUGUGAUACCCAAAGUGCAUCAUGUAGUGCUAAUGUGUCACCCAUUUUGACUACUAGAAAAGAUGGUGCUGUGAGACAGAAACGGAAGCAAAAUAUUGAUAUUAAUUAUGAAGAUGGUUACGUGGGAGACGUGAGUUGUGAUCUUGUGAAUGAAGGUGAAUCGUCGUGGUCGGUCAUUGAGUCGUGGGUGUCUGCAAGUCCAGUUAAGAAACGUCGGAUGUCGUCGAGGAGGGGAGGGGGUAAAUAUUUACGUGACUCGGAGUUUGAUAUUCCAGUUCCACCUGCUCCGCAGUCGCAGCAGGAAAGUGAGGAGGUGGAGAGCAGGAGUGGGUGGAGCUCAAACAAAGAGAAACUGAUAUUUGUUGUUACGAAUGAUGAUGGGUUUAGGAUUGAAGCAUCGAGUUGUCAAGAGGCUUGGGCUGCAGUCAUUGAGGCUGUUGUUGAGAAGAGAAGAGAUGCUGGUCUUUGCCCUAUCUCAUUUGCAGGCAUCGAUGGCCUUCUCAUGUUUGGUCUCAAUCAGGAGUUUGUCGUGUCUGUGAUUGAGCAGCUGCCCAACAGUCACUUUUGUUCUGAGUACAACUUCAAGUGUUUUAAUCCACGUCCAUUACAGUCUUUCCUUCCUGUUGAGACUGAAGUGAAGGAGAAUCCACACGGAGCUGCCAGAGCUAUUGGAUAUGAAAGGAGGUCUCCACAUGACAUGUUCAGCUUCCUUAAUUCAAAGCAUCGUGUUCCACCUCAGAUUCAUGAUCUUUGGCAAGAUGUAAAUGAUGUUGACAUUCAAUCAAGACAUCAGUCACAGUCAAAUCAAGACCUUCCCAUUGCCAUGCGAUACAGAGCAAUGCAGAAGUCAUUCAAGGCGAACGUUGCUGUUUUCAGAUCUGCGAUUCAUGGGCGUGGCCUUUUCAGCAUGAGGGAUAUCGAGGCUGGAGAAAUGGUCAUCGAAUAUUCAGGGACGAUAAUAAGAUCAAUACUGACAGACAGACGAGAGAAAUUCUAUGAAAGCAAGGGCAUAGGUUGCUAUAUGUUUCGUAUCAACGAUGAUGAAGUGAUUGAUGCAACAAUGUCGGGGAAUGCUGCCCGUUUUAUUAAUCAUUCAUGCGAACCAAAUUGUUUUUCACGUGUCAUUGCUAUCGACAACACCAAGAAGAUCGUUAUAUUCGCCUCCAGGAAUAUCAUGCAAGGCGAAGAGAUGACGUACGAUUACAAGUUUCCAUAUGAGGACGUCAAGAUUCCAUGCAACUGCGGCGCCCGACGGUGUCGCAAAUAUCUAAACUGAAUUCAUUUAUAUCAACUGGUUUACAGAAAGGACCGAGAACGGACAAGAUAUUUUGCACAAUAUUUAGAGGAAAAAUGUGAUAAAGUAAGUGAUUAUUGUAUGUAAAAUGAAAUACCGAACGUCGCCAAUGACUAAUUUGUAAUUUUGCUUACACAAAGUACGUGUACUGUAUGUACGAUGGGGUAAAAUUGAUAUCAAUUAUUAAAGCGGAAAUUAUAAAUUUUAUAAAUAAAUAAUUUA
Molecule: messenger RNA, 7372 nt
Organism: Corticium candelabrum
Lineage: Eukaryota; Metazoa; Porifera; Homoscleromorpha; Homosclerophorida; Plakinidae
Exons: 36
Coding region: 113-7132 (2339 amino acids)
Biological process (GO): positive regulation of DNA-templated transcription
Cellular component (GO): nucleus; histone methyltransferase complex
Molecular function (GO): zinc ion binding; histone H3K4 methyltransferase activity; protein binding
Source: RefSeq, a predicted model, not a curated record